This is a messenger RNA of Microthlaspi erraticum, 990 nucleotides long. The record is from the annotation of a GenBank genome assembly. NCBI's taxonomy places the organism in Eukaryota, Viridiplantae, Streptophyta, Magnoliopsida, Brassicales, Brassicaceae.
AUGGAUCCCACCGUUGCAUCUCUCAAUGCUGCAGCCACUGCUGGAGACCUCGAAGCGUUGCAACAAGCAAUAGGAAAUCUUCACAACGGCCCGAGCAGGAGCCAUGAUCUGGGACGAGCUCUUGCCAUCACAAUGGACCGCAGUCACGUUGCUUGCUUCAGGAUUCUCCUACAGAGUGGAGCCGCUUUCAAUCUCUCAGAUACACAAGGAAACCGGUUGAUCCACAUCGCUAGCAGAGAAUAUAGCCAUGUUCCUUUUCUUGAGAUUCUAAUCGAACAAGGAGCUUCUUUGGAGGCUAGAAAUGACCAGGAACAAACACCUCUUCACAUUGCCUGCAGCGGUCCUUGCAUUCCGGCUGCUCAGCUUCUAAUAAACAGUGGAGCAGCACUUGAAUCUCGAGAUCGGAAUGGGAACACGGCUCUCCAUUGUGCGUGUCUUGCUAACUCUGUUUACCUCAUGGAGAUGCUUCUUGAAAAUGGUGCCCGACCAGAGGCCGAGAACAACAACCGUGAAAGAGCUUUACAUUUGGCAUGCAUACUAAAUUUCCAGCAAUGUGCUAAGUAUCUUCUCAGUCGAGGUGCUCGUCCCAACUUAUGCGUCGACAUCACUCGACGUACAAACCUACACUGGGCAUGCAUGAUGGAAAAUGGAAUCGAAUAUGUUCAGGCUCUUCUUCUUUGGGGAGCGCAUCCUGAUGCCAAAGACAAGAAAGGGCGGACUCCUCUUCACAUGCUGUGCCAGCGAGAGUCUUUGGACGUCCUUGAUGUCCUCUUAGGUGCAGGAGCCGAUGCAAAAAUCGUGGAUUACAAGGGGAAAACAGCUGUGUACCAUGCGGUUACAAGCCAUGAGACAAGUGCUGAAACUCAAACCCUCAUACUGAACAGUUUGAUUAAUGCUGGUGCUGAUCCAAAACUACCAUGCCAUGCUGGACAGAGACCACAAGAUGUUGCAGUUCAUAGUAUAAUCAAGUAUGCUUUGGAAAUUUUCUGA